Molecule: messenger RNA, 2817 nt
Organism: Physeter macrocephalus (sperm whale)
Lineage: Eukaryota; Metazoa; Chordata; Mammalia; Artiodactyla; Physeteridae
Gene: NMNAT2
Product: nicotinamide nucleotide adenylyltransferase 2
Exons: 14
Coding region: 865-1788 (307 amino acids)
Biological process (GO): NAD+ biosynthetic process
Cellular component (GO): Golgi apparatus
Molecular function (GO): nicotinate-nucleotide adenylyltransferase activity; nicotinamide-nucleotide adenylyltransferase activity
Source: RefSeq, a predicted model, not a curated record
CUCCUUUUCUCAGGCGUUUGUAGUAUUUUAGAACUUGUCACUAUGUAUCUUUUGGGUUGGAGAGGAAAACAUUGGGUAAAAUAGUAUCAAGAAAAACCUAGAUACUUGAGCGAAGUUCCUAUGAAAGGCUUCUAGGAAAAGGAUUUUCAUUCUUAGAACAAAUCUUUUUGAAUGUUUAUUAUAUGUGUUUUGUCUCAUGUUUGAGGCUAAAAAAGCAGAAUAACGUAAAUGGGCUCAAUAAUAGUGCGUGAGAAGUAGCUGGAGAAGUCGUCGUGUUAGUGGUUUGAAAGAAUUAUUUGACAUUUUACAAAUUAUAUUUUCCAUUCGUAUUGUGGAGGCGUUUAAACAGUUGUCCCAAAGUACUUUAGGAUGUAUAACGGUAUAAACCCCUCCAGGAAUGCAGCCCUCACUGGACAGUUAAAAUCAGAAUUUUAAAGGGCUAUUUUGGUUUGACUCGGUCGGGGUACCUGAUUCCUUUUGUCUUUCAUGCUAGGUGAAAAGGCGCUAUCAAAAUCCUUCUCUGAGACCGCACCUAUUAAAAGACUGGGCCAAUGUCUAUGUACACUGUCCAGGUUACUAUGGCUACCACCAUGGAAGAGACAUGGUCCCUGUCUUGGAGGAACCCACCUUCUGGUAAAGAUACCAGAGAAUAGAGACAUGAUUUGGAUGCAAUAUUAUGGGUGCAACAAUUAAGUAUUGAAGGACACAAUGUAUAUGAAGCUGGCCCAUGUUCUCUUCAUUACUACACCUCAGGUGUGGAGCUAAGUGAUUGAAUCAAGUGUGGAGCUAAGUGAUUGAAUCAAACGUAUCGAGACACAAAAAGAGAGGCGACCCCUGGACCAGCGCGAGGGACCCACCCGCACCAUGACCGAGACCACCAAGACCCACGUUAUCUUGCUCGCCUGCGGCAGCUUCAAUCCCAUCACCAAAGGGCACAUUCAGAUGUUCGAAAGAGCCAGAGAUUACCUACACAAAACUGGAAGGUUUAUUGUCAUUGGUGGGAUUGUGUCUCCUGUCCACGACUCCUAUGGAAAACAGGGCCUUGUGUCGAGCCGGCACCGUCUCAUCAUGUGUCAGCUGGCCGUCCAGAAUUCCGACUGGAUCAGGGUGGACCCGUGGGAGUGCUAUCAGGACACCUGGCAGACAACCUGCAGCGUCCUCGAACACCAUCGGGACCUCAUGAAGCGGGUGACUGGCUGCAUCCUCUCCAAUGUCAACACACCCUCCAUGACGCCUGUGAUUGGACAGCCCCAAAAUGAGACCUCCCAGCCCAUUUACCAGAACAGCAAUGUGCCCACCAAGCCCACUGCAGCCAAGAUCCUGGGAAAGGUGGGAGAAAGCCUAAGCCGGAUCUGCUGUGCCCGCCCACCGGUAGAGCGCUUCACCUUUGUGGAUGAGAAUGCCAAUCUGGGCACGGUGAUGCGGUACGAGGAGAUUGAGCUGCGGAUCUUGCUGCUGUGUGGCAGUGACCUUCUGGAGUCCUUCUGCAUCCCAGGGCUCUGGAAUGAGGCAGAUAUGGAGGUGAUUGUCGGGGACUUUGGGAUCGUGGUGGUGCCCCGGGACGCAGCCGACACAGACCGAAUCAUGAAUCACUCCUCAAUACUCCGCAAAUACAAAAACAACAUAAUGGUGGUAAAGGAUGACGUCAACCAUCCCAUGUCUGUCGUCAGCUCAACCAAGAGCAGGUUGGCCCUGCAGCAUGGGGACGGCCAUGUCGUGGAUUACCUGUCCCAGCCGGUCAUCGACUACAUUCUUCAGAGCCAGCUGUACAUCAACACCUCGGGCUAGCAGCCCCAGGGCCCUCUGCUCCAAUCGCCCCUCGUCCCCCACCAACACACUGGCCCCUGCAGCCUCUGUCCGUCCCAUUUCUCUCCUGCCUCUCUGUUCCUCCAUCUCAUCUUGACUGUUGUCCCCACUUGCUGACUCAACCCCCCACAGUGUGGAGGACCUGCAGAGAACCACGGCAUACCCCACUCCGCAGUCAUCUUCGGACAAACUUUCCUCUAGUCUCCGGGUUGGGGGUGGGUGAGGGGGUAGGGGUGGGGGAAAUGCGGUCCUCGGAGAUGUGUGGGUGUCCGUCUCCCAGCAUGCUCUGGGGAGGCGGCUCCAGCCCUCGCCUUCCCAGCAUGCCCUUUACCACAAAGGGCUAUUAUUCUUUCUUUCUUUCUUUCUUUUCUUUCGUUUUUCUAUGUUUUGUGUUGUUGUUGUUCUCUCCUCAGAGAACUUGGAUCCAGUCAGUGUCCGUGGUUCUUUAUGUUUGUAGUCUUGUUGCAUUCCUGUGGUAUUCCUUCCAUUUUGAUAGGAUACCGCAGCCAGCCUCAGCUCUCAGAAGGUGCGUGUGGGCUACACCCGGUGAACGAGGCCGAGCCACCUCCACUUUCCCAACACCCUCACCCACCUACCCACUUUCUCCCCUCUGCUGCCCACACACACCGCAGUCUGGGGUCGAGAUUGAGACAUUCAUGUUCUGAAACCUGGGAUGCAAGUCUGGGAAUAGGAGGGUUUCUCAGAAGGAUUUGAGCCCAUUUCCCUAGUUUCAGACGACCACGUUCCUGAUGGGCCUGUGAUCACACAGAGCCAGUCCCUUCUCCUUUCUUGGUGGCAUCUGUACGGUUACUUAUUUGGGCUGUGACUGAUGACAGAAUGUGGGUUGUUCCCUGCCAGCCCGGGCGUUACCAAGGGACCUUCAGAUCACCAUCAAAGCCCUUGGAGGCCAUACUUAGACGCAUUCUUGCAUUUGAGAAGAAUCACGUACGCAAGGCCAAAUCCUAAUAAUGCAGUCAUUUCUGAAAUAAAAUAUGCUAGCAGUUCACUCAA